Messenger RNA from Sinocyclocheilus rhinocerous, 4808 nucleotides. RefSeq lists its product as uncharacterized. The transcript has 5 exons. The record is from RefSeq and is a predicted model, not a curated record. Lineage: Eukaryota; Metazoa; Chordata; Actinopteri; Cypriniformes; Cyprinidae. Bases 96 to 4808 code for a protein of 1570 amino acids.
AUCUUCCUAAAACGAGCAUAGAUGAGGCACAACAAAGUGCAGAUCUUCUUAAAACGAGCAUAGAUGAGGCACAACAAAGUGCAGAUCUUCUUAAAAUGGGCACAGAUGAGGGACAACAAAGUGCAGAUCUUCCUAAAACGAGCACGGACGAGUCAGAGAGCACUUCUGAGCAAUCAAAGGACACCUCAGGCUCUGACCGUGGAACAUCAAGCACUAAAAAUCUGAAGAGGAUGUUUCCAUGCAAAACAUGUGGCAAAGAGUUUGUUCUGGAGAAGAGGCUAAAGAAACACUCAAGGAAACAUGUCGGACGUAGGUUGCAGGAUGAAAAGAAAAUGAGAAGAGAGCAAGCUCUAAUGGAAACGAAGCUUGAGGAACAAGAAAAAAGGAGAUCGGAGGAAAAAGAGAGGCUUGAUGAUAAGAUGUCAACAAGUAAUCACGACCCAAAUACUGCGCAGACGCCUCAAGCAUCCCCCAAAAAGGAGUCAUUACAAAAAAGCAGAAACAGAGGUCAAGGGCCACUACCCUGCCCAUUUUGUGGCAAAGUUUUUGCUUGGGAAAUGCGGCUAUUGAUGCAUAUGCAGAUUCAUUGUGGUGAGAAACCUUACGCCUAUCGGCAGCGCAAGAGACAUUUUUAUGGUGACCUGAAAAGGGGCCAGCUCCCGAAAAUCCAUAAUCAGGAGCCUUCAGGGGACAAAAGUGAGUCUGAAGAGUCUGAGUAUGAAGAGACGGUGAAUAAGGACAGAUCUGCACAUCUGAGCAGCAGUGCAACCCAUGCAGUGUCUGGAGCUCUAGCAAGCAGUAUUGAGACCACUGUACCAGAGUACUAUACUGGCAGCCCCGGCCUUUUACCUCAGAGAGCUAUUGAGCAGUCUACCACCUCUUACAAGAGUAAUCAAAGAACCAAACCCGAACUGGUCAGUGACAUCAUGAGCCACUUCAAUUUGCAGCCCAGGAUUGUUCUACAACCAAUUAUGACUGAAUACAAGUAUUGGAGCUCAGUGCCUCGGGUAGCUGACUUGAAAUCAGGUUGCUCUGAAAAAAGUAGUGGCUUUGAUCACAAACAAACCUCAUACUCAGUAUUGGUUGAUGAUGAAAUGGUGGAUGCUGUGGAAGAUAAAAUUGUGGAUUCCAAUCUUUGCACAUUGCCAUUGGACUUCUCUAGUCAUGGCAUCCAGAACAAGCCUGAAAUAUGCCUCACUGGUAAUCCUGAGACAGAAGUAGUCUUUGUGGAGGUUGGAUCUCCACAGCGUGAUUCGGAAGUAGAGCUUGACAACAUUGGGGGGCCACUGGCCUUUGAAUCCUCUGAGGGAAAAAAUGCGGAGAGUCAACAAAAAGAUGACCGCAACUCUAAUUUUCCUGGUGUUUCAGAAAAAACAGCCAGAAACCAGGUAUCACUUAUAGUAAUAGAUGACGAAGUAGAGCAGUCAAAUGCAAGAACUGCUGCUGAAAAUGCUCUGUCUGAAUGUGGAAGAACGAAGUGUGAUUGGAAGUGUGAUUGUAAGAACAUUUCUGCUAUGAAAUUAACAGUCAUGCCACAGAGUAGCGUUUUAGAAUCUUUGUUCAAGGAAACUAGUUCUGGCACCAUUCAGAAGAACAUUGACUCAAAAUUAGUUUGUGUUGUCCUCUCAGAUGUUGAAGACAAUGUUGAUGAAGAUGUGUUGAGUCCCUCCAAAGGUUUAGAUAAAAAGAAAACAGCCUCUGUUCCUAGCAUUCAAAAUGAACAAUUAGAUGUGGGGAGCAAAUCUGGCAAAAGUCCCUCCAGCAACUCCAACUUUCCAGCUCCAGAUGCAACUGAACCCACCAAAUCUAUUGAUGGUGCCUCACAACUUGAUCAGAGUAUCUCAAACGACCCACUCAGAGACCAGAUGGUCUUUACUGCCAUCAGACAAACAGAGGACAGGCCCAUGAGUUCAAAGGAGAGAAUAUCAUGUCAAACAUCUGAUACGGUAUUUGCUGGUCAAGAAUCUCUGUCGGAAGUUCAUGCUGACAAGAAACUGCUAGACAUGGAGAUUGUCAAUGGCGGGGAGAGAAAAAAUAAGAAACUGGGUCUGAACAACCAGAUGUCAGAAUCUGUUCUGGAUGAUUCAACUGACAACUUUGAAAUCUCAGGGACAAUUGAACCACCUGUACAAAAUGUGAAAACUUGUGAGUUACUUGUGAAAAGUUCUGAAGGAUUCGAAAUGCCUUUAUUCACAUCCCAUCAAACCUCUGAUGGUAGAUGCAAGACUGCAGUGAGCAGCGGAGAACAAAAAAAAGUAAAGCAAGCACUAUAUUGUCAGUUUUGUGAGAAGGCAUGUAGAAAGAUAGAACUGCACCUGAAGUGUGAUCACGCAAAAGAACCUGAAGUGGUAAAAGCUUUAAAUCUUGACACAGACUGUAAAGAAAGGAAACAGUUAUUGAGCAGUUUUGCUAUUAAAAAGAACUUCAACCAACCUAGAGAUUCUCGAAUCGAUUGUGAUGAAGAUAUUGUUCACUGCAUUUUUUGCCAUGAGUCUUUUGGAUGGAACAAAUUUCGGGAGCAUGCUCUUAUAUGUAAGCAUAGCAUGAAUCCAGCUGCAUCCAGCAAAACUCAGGAAAUGUUUGAUGCAGAAUUGGGAAAUCUUGCUCCAGACACUAUCGGCAUCUCCAGACCUUUAGAGCCAACUAAUGCUCCUGUGUCAAAUCUCUCAGAUUUACGUGAUCGCCCUAUACCAGAAACUAGGAUAUGUGAGGCGAAGGAGAACCAUACUUUAGUGUCAGAUCAUUCCCAAAUUCUAUGCACUAGUGACAGCCCAGCACAGAAGGUUUGUGAUCUGAAAUCCUCAAGCCCUCCUAAUCUUGACUCUUGCCAGAGUGCUGCUCCAAAAACCUAUUAUCCAGAAGUGAAGGGGCCAACUGUUUCUAACAUUGACGGCAGCAUAGCUCAAAUUGAUCUUGAUGCACAAUUAUUGAAGCCAUCUGGUCUAGAUUCUUGCCAAUGUUCUGCAAUAAAUCCUCCUUAUUUGGAAUCUUCAUUUAGUACAUCACGGAACCCUGAUGUGGAGAUACUUGAACCUCCCAUACUAGAUUCCUGUCAAGCAAUACAAGUCGUAGAAUCUACAGUUCCAACCCUUCCUUUUUCAAACAGUGGUUGCAAUGUUCUUCAGCAGUCCCUUAUAAAACAAUCAGAUCAUCUCCGACUUGUGAACCAACCAUUUUCUUCAGAUCCAGAGGUGUCUUGUGAUUUAGAACCUGAUGGUUAUUCUUCUUGUGAUACUGGGUGUUGUGACAGCCUUCAGCUCUCUUCAAAACCAAAGGUUCCUUCAAGUCCUGCACCCUUAAACUCUUCUUCAGAAUGCAAUGCAGAUUCAAAGUGUACUCUUAAGCUAGCUGUGUUUGAUGAUACGUAUUUGGGCAGUAAUGAGACAGAGCAAACCCAAGAUUCAGAUGUAGAAAGGAACAUCUUCAUGGUCUCAGGCAGCUCUGAUGUGCAUCUAGAACCUGAAAGUCGCCAUACUCCAGAUCCUAAUAGCUAUAACGUUGAACAAACCCAGUGUCAGCAGCCUGAAAGUAUUGAAAAUCCAGAUGCUGGCAGGAGUGGGAAUCAGCCAACAGCUGAUCUAGAAUUAAAGUCCGUUCCUUCUAUUCAAGAAAUCAAAUCCAGAGCCGUAGGACACAUGUCUUACCUUAAAUUCCAAGAGUGUGAUCUUCAAGAAGACCCUGAGAAGAUCACUGAUGAGAAUGGCAUUGAUUGUGCUGUUGAAGUUCAACAUGACUCAAGCAUAUCAGUGACAAGCAAGCAAAAGAGAAAAAGAGUCUACCAGAUCAGCCGUCUGAAAGAGGAGUCAAAGAAAAGUUGUCCAAGUUCUCAUUCUCAGGGUCCUGGAUGCCAAACCAAUUCCACUGAUGACAACUCCAGCGUAUUCAAGAUACAUCACUGCUUUUACUGCAAGCAGCCACAUUAUAGAAUGAUGGAUCAUCUUCAGUCAGUUCAUCCUAAUGAACCAGAGGUGGCAAAAGCUCUUACCUUUGACAAGAGCUCACAAGAAAGGAAACAACUUUUUAACCAUCUACAAACUAGGGGAAAUGUUCUACACAACACAAAUGUGGUUCAAAGUAGUAAACAAGAUUUAAAACCAUUUGGGAAGUUUGCACCGGAGUGCUCAUUUGAUGAUAGUGUUUAUUGCAUCUACUGUUUAGGGUUAUUUAACAAGAAGUCUUUUGCUUCGCAUUUAGAGCAGUGCAAGGGCAAAUCAACUCAAAGUGCUGAGGCUAGCUGUGGUGAAAUGCUUCCUGAUGCUGGGCCCAUUCCUCCAGCUCCUACAUUUAUUUUCCCCUCUAGUCCAGAAGAGAUUGAUGCCAAUAUAGAACCAUCAGGUUUUCAUUGCCUAAAUACCGUCUAUGAAACAGAUUUUGAAAAUGAACAAGGAAGUUCUUCCCUUCCAGACCGCAGCUGCAAUGUAGAGCGACCAGACAUCUCAAGUCCAAAUGAGGAGGUUAGAAACAAUAGAGAGGCAGAGGGUGCCUUUUUACAAUUCAGACGUUCUCCCAAUCCAAGCACUGGUCAAGAAUCAACAGACUGUAAGAAUGAAGGAGUAAGUCUCCCAAAGUGUGAUGUUGAUCAAGAAAGGGCAGUGACACCAACAUCAGACACCAGCUCCAUCAGUCCUCACCCAGAAUAUGAUGUUCUCAGAAAUCCAUGUGAUGAUUUCAGUCCACCUCAAAAUGCCCAAACUGUGUCUAAUGACACUCACAAGAGUAGCGUGAAAGCCCAAACUUAUGGAACAGGGAUGAAGAGGAGGAAGUGGUGCUCACGUGUCCAUAAUCAGGUAAAUAUAAUUGUUAAAUGA